AGAAGAAGUCUUCGGACCGUUGAUUCUGCGACACCAGUUUCCGGUGUGGUGCAGCUCGUUGCUCCCUCGCAUUGGAUGUAGUUUGAUUUAAACUACAAAAAAAAAACAUUGUGCAGCUCCACUUUCCUCCAUAACUGACUGAGAAUCAGUUAUAACACUUUCACCGAAGGAGGAGAGACAACCAGGCCGCCAAGAUGCCGAGAAUCAUGAUUAAAGGAGGCGUGUGGCGCAACACGGAGGAUGAGAUCCUCAAGGCGGCCGUGAUGAAAUAUGGGAAAAACCAGUGGUCUCGAAUCGCCUCCCUGCUGCAUCGCAAGUCUGCCAAACAGUGUAAAGCUCGAUGGUACGAGUGGUUGGAUCCCAGCAUCAAGAAGACAGAAUGGUCCCGAGAAGAGGAGGAGAAGCUGCUGCAUCUGGCCAAGCUGAUGCCCACCCAGUGGAGGACCAUCGCUCCCAUCAUCGGACGCACCGCCGCCCAGUGCCUGGAGCACUACGAAUACCUGCUAGACAAGGCAGCACAAAAGGAUAAUGAGGAGGAAGUGGGAGACGACCCCAGGAAGUUAAAACCAGGAGAGAUCGAUCCGAACCCUGAAACUAAACCUGCCCGACCCGACCCGGUGGACAUGGACGAAGAUGAGCUGGAGAUGCUGUCGGAGGCCAGAGCUCGACUGGCCAACACUCAGGGCAAGAAAGCCAAGAGGAAGGCCAGAGAGAAGCAGCUGGAGGAGGCCAG
Molecule: messenger RNA, 733 nt
Organism: Gymnodraco acuticeps
Lineage: Eukaryota; Metazoa; Chordata; Actinopteri; Perciformes; Bathydraconidae
Gene: cdc5l
Product: CDC5 cell division cycle 5-like (S. pombe)
Biological process (GO): regulation of transcription by RNA polymerase II; mRNA splicing, via spliceosome
Cellular component (GO): Prp19 complex; spliceosomal complex
Molecular function (GO): RNA polymerase II transcription regulatory region sequence-specific DNA binding; DNA-binding transcription factor activity, RNA polymerase II-specific
Source: RefSeq, a predicted model, not a curated record